AAAACAUUCAGCACAAAUCUAGUUUUUAUUGAACAAGGCACAACACCUUUAUACAUUUCGUACAAACUACACUAUUUGUUUUUCAAUUACUCUUUUUACGGUUUUUCUUUGGCUUGUUAUGUCGGACACAACUCCUUUGUUCCGAUCAAAGCGUCUGCAGCCACGCCCCCUGAAGGCGUUGAGGGUUUGCUUUCUGCGAAACGGAGACCGUCACUUUAAGGGCGUCAAUAUGGUCGUCUCGCAUACCCGUUUCAAGGACUUCCGGGCUCUACUUCAAGGAGUCACUGAGGCUUUAAGGCGCCUCGUGGUCCUGCGAUCGGCCAUUGCGAAUAUCCGUCGCAUCGACGGAUCCCUGUUCACCUCACUGGGUUGCUUCAGCGAAGGCGACAUUGUGAUUUGCUGCUGUCAGUACGAGGAUAUUGUUUGGGUGAGGUACGAAGUGAACAAGGACUUUCUGCGCUUCAUGGACUCCCAGAACCGCUGGCAGGAACGUCGGAUGUGCGGGGAAACGCUAGAGAAGAUCGUUUCGGAGGACCUGCCUCUGGCCAUUAAGUUGUAUAUCAGCCAUCUGGAUCCCUUGGUGCAGAACGCACGAACUCUCAUUUAUCGUGGCAGAUCGAGGGCCAAUCGGAUGAAGUGCAUCGUGAAGGUGGUGAACAAGAACUACAUGGACUUCGUCUGCCAGGACUCCUACAUAGAAGCUGAGGUGGUGCGUCACCUGCAGAGUCAUCCGAACAUAGUCGAACUUAUGUAUUCCGUCGAGGAAGCGCGCUACGUUUACUUGGUGCUGGAAUACCUCGAUUCCGAUCUCUAUCAGGUAAUUCGGGAAACGGGAGCUCUUUCGGAAGAGGAUGCCAAAUUAGUGAUGAGGGCCACGGUGGCGGGACUGAUGCACAUGCACCAGUUGCAACUGAUCCAUCGGGAUAUCAAGCCAGAGAAUAUACUGCUUCGCUUUUCGCCAGACUCAGAGGAACUCGAAACGAUCAAGAUAACCGACUUUGGCAUGGCCACUUAUUAUAGGGGCAGCAAGUUGUAUUCCUGCUGCGGAACUCCUUGCUACAUGGCGCCAGAGUUGAUCACUGAAUCGGGCUACGAUUACCAGGUGGACUCCUGGUCAUUGGGAGUUACUCUAUUUUAUAUCCUGUACGGACAGUUGCCUUUCGGCGAUAUCUAUCAUAUUGUGGUGGAGAUUUAUGCGGCUAUCAUGAGUGGCGAACGCAACUAUCCGCAGAAUGCGGCAGUUGUUCUUAGUACAGAGGCACGGCAACUUAUCAAUGGACUGCUGAUGAAGGAACCCACCAUUCGGCUAACCAUCGCAGAAGUUGCUCAGCAUCCGUUUCUGGCUUGAAAGCUAUGCAGACACCAAAUUUCAGUAGGUUUAGAUUUGCUUAGGGCUCCAAUAAAGACUAAUAGAUUACAAAA
Drosophila ficusphila is the source of this 1422-nucleotide messenger RNA. RefSeq names its product serine/threonine-protein kinase DCLK1. Gene Ontology annotation, biological process: regulation of cytokinesis; mitotic cell cycle; protein phosphorylation. Gene Ontology annotation, cellular component: nucleus; spindle pole; cytoplasm. The coding region runs from base 119 to 1348 and encodes 409 amino acids. The transcript has a single exon. Lineage: Eukaryota; Metazoa; Arthropoda; Insecta; Diptera; Drosophilidae. Gene Ontology annotation, molecular function: protein kinase activity; ATP binding. The record is from RefSeq and is a predicted model, not a curated record.